CUUUAGUGCUUCUGCACACAGCAAAGAAGCAACUGCCAAUAUUUGGGAGAAGAAAAAGCAAGGAUAAGUGGCUUUGGAUCUAAUCACAGUUAGCUAGGAGGAUCAAGACAGUAUAAUUUAGAUUUAGUGAAAAUAUAUUUCGCACCAAAAAGAACAGUUGGUAUUAUCAACUAAAAGGCCUUCAGUAAAUUCCAUGGAACAAACAAUGUCUACCUGAGGUCUUGUGGAGAUCAUUAACCUGGAUGGCACUUUGCACGAUACGUAAGGCAAUUCCUCUUCCAAUUUCAAAAACUUACUCACAAAAUCAUGUCUUCUCAUUUAUAAGCCAGCCACCUUUGAAUGAUGACACUGAAAUUAGGGAGUCCAAAGUAAUUUGCCACAGGAAAGUCAAGAAUAGGAUAACAUUUUAAUUUGACGGGUUUUGAAAUUGUUAAUAAGUCAUUAGGUUAAUGGGCACAGGGAAUCCUUUUCAAAUAUCAGAAGAACAUAUAUAACUAAGAAUCUUCCUCUGACACCCAUUGAAUUUCCGGUUCUUUCUCACUGUUUUGCCUCAACACAAGCAGGUAGUAUGAUAUGAUCCUUCUGGAUGGCUGAGGGACCUUUUAGAGGUACAGAAAGGUAAGACAUUCUGCCAUUUGGAAGUUGGUUGAUAGAGAAUAGAAUCUGAUUUUGUCAGAAAGGCUUACAUGGGGGAAGAUAUUGUUUUUAAUUAGGUAGAAAUUCAUCAGUACCUCUGAAAGAACUAAGCAUUGUGUUCAAAAGCCUGAAUGACUGCUGCUAUAGCUGAGUAUAGCCGACUGAUGCUGUAGUCAGCUAUAUGCUUACCUGUUCACAAUGGUGGUUAAAGCAUGCAAUCUUGGCAUAGUAUGGCAAACUUAGUAAGAAGGUGCCAUUCCACUAAGCUAAGUGGGAUAAGAUUUGUGGUCUACCAUAUUUGUGGUCUUGUGCUAUGAUGCAAGAUUCCUACCGGGGCUUGUCCUAGCAAGAUAGUUCAGGUUUUAUUGUGUUCGCAUCUCCAGCAAAGUACAAGACCCCCACUGUAUAACCCAGUCAUAAUGUUUCAAUUUUUGCAUGGUUACUGAUAUCUCUGCAGUGGAGGCUCAGAAAUUCAAGCUUCUGGCUUUUAUAGUUGAAGGAUGAGACGCCCAGGAUUUCUUCUCAUCCUGCAGUGUUUGAAGUGAUCUGUAAGGGUUAAAUUUGCCAAUGUAACUGGAUGGGUUGAGUGAAGAUGAUGCUAUUACGGAAUGUAGAAUAACAGAGUUGGGAUCUUGGAGGUCUUCUGGUCCAGCGUCCUGCUCAAGCAGGUGGCCCUAUACCAUUUGAGACAAAUGGCUGUCCAAUCUCUUCUUAAAAGCCUCCAGUGAUGGAGGACCCACAAUUUCUCAAGCUAGGCAGUUGCACUGAUUGACUGUUCUGACUGAUCAAAUCAAAUGACACAACUUUUAUGGUUCUUUAAGUAAAGGGCACCCAAACAGACAACAAGCACGUGAGUAGGAUGCAAGAAAAGCUCCCUGUAGCAAGAAAUAGUAUGAAAUAUUUCUCCAUUCUCAGCCACCUAGGUUUAAUCAUUGCAAUUUCUAGUUUCUGCAAAUUUUAGUCCCACUUUAGGCAUAAAAGCCAGCUGGGUGACUUUGGACCAUUCCCUUUCUCUCAGCCGAACUCACCUCACAGGAUUGGCGUUGUGGGGAAAAUAGAAAGAAGGAGUAUUAGAUAUGUUUGUUGGCUUGAGUUAUUUGUAAAAAAAAAUAAAAAUAAAAUAAAGGCAGGAUAUAAAUACAUAAAUACAUAAUCUCAUGAAAAAUGAUUUAGAAAUUCCUUUGGCAUAGUGAUUUUACAUGAAGCAAAACUAUCAUUUGCUUAAUUUUUGUAUUAAAUCUCAUCUAGUAGCUAAUAUAUUAUUUCCAAAUGUUCUCUACAUACAAUUUUGUUAAAAGAACUUGUUUCCCAGAAAGAUUCCUGAUUAAAGGAACCCCUAAAGGUCUGCAACAAAUUGUCAUGACUAUUUAAGCUUGGUUACUGCCUGCAACAGUCUUCUAUGGGUAUCCUAUUUUUUAAAAAGCAUUGUCUCGUUUCAAAAGAAUCUCACUACCUUUCAACAACUUCUUUUAUCCUACAGGUAGUAAGCCAGAUGGGAGCUGAGAACUUCACCUCUGUUAAAGAAUUCAUGUUGGUGGGACUCACAAGUCAUCGAGGGACCCAGCUUCUGCUCUUUGGGGUGCUCCUUGUCAUCUACUUGCUUAUCCUUUUUGGCAACCUGCUGAUCAUCACAUUGGUGUGGGCUGAUUCCCAGCUACAUACUCCCAUGUAUUAUUUUCUUAGCAAUCUUGCUGCAAUGGAAAUUGGGUUGGUCACCAGCACGCUGCCUCAGAUGUUGGCUCAUCUGGUCACUGGGAAUGGCAUUCUCUCCUUAACACGUUGCAUGCUGCAAGGUUAUAUUGCAUUGAACAUAGGCAGUGCUGAAAGUUUGCUAUUAGGUGUCAUGGCCUAUGACCGUUACUUGGCCAUCUGCUCUCCCUUAUUAUAUGCUACAGCCAUGAGCAAGUUGCACCAGGUCCUGCUUGUCAGCACAUGUUGGAUAAUUGGCUUUGCAUUUUCCAUGGUUUAUGCUGUCAGUACUUUUCGUCAUUCCUUCUGUGGUUCUAAUCUCAUUAAUCACUUCACGUGUGAGCUGCCUAUUGUGCUGAAACUUGCAUGUGGUGACAUAAAAAUGACUAAAGUAAUUGUCUCUGGUCUAUCAGCAUUCAUGGUCUUCAUUCCCCUUUCAAUCAUCUUGUCUUCCUAUGGAUUCAUUCUGCAUUCUGUAUUACACAUGAGGUCAAGUGCAGGAAGGAGUAAGGCCUUCUCCACUUGUGGGUCCCACCUCACUGUAGUCACCUUGUUCUAUGGCACCGUUAUUUCUAUGUACAUUAUCCCCCACCCAGAUUCAGGUCCUUCUCACAAUAAGGAAAUGACUGUCUGUUACCUAGUAGUUACUCCCUUGCUUAACCCUGUCAUUUAUACCUUGCGGAACAAGGAGAUUCAUUCAGCAGUGAUCAAGAUGGUGAGAAGAUGGGGCUUUGAACAAUGAACAUGACCACUGACAUCUUGCUGGAUUGAUAUUUUGUGAUGUUUUCUUGAAGAAGAGGGAGGCUGACUAUAAAAAUAAUACCACCCUAUUUUAACAUUCCCAAUCUUUUUAGAGAUGAUAAGGUGGAAAAGCAGGCUGGACUGUAGAAAUGACCUUGAAGAAAAUAUGUGGCACUUAUCAGCAAAACAUGAACAGAUCCCAGGAAAACAGGAAUAUGUGAGGAAAGGAACUCAAGAUUGGUCCAUAGUAAUACUUUUUGGUGUAAGAGAAAGAAAAGGGAAAUGCUGUCAUGUUUUCAAGGUAUAAACACCCUGUAUCAAUAAAGUAGAAUUCUAAUAUUUCUUGUAAACUCUUUUCCUUCACUUGGUCUACUGACAAAGAGAUGUGACAAGAUUGUUUUUGUGCUUUUGAGUAAGUCUUGAUUCCUGGUGACUACAUGAACAAGUCCAUGCAGUUUUCCUAGCAAUAUUUUUCAUCAAUGAUUGUCAUUGCCUUUUUCCUAGGACUGAGAGAGAGUAACUGCUCCAAGUCAUCCAGCUGGCUUCAUGCUGAAGGCUGAACUAGAACUCACAGUUUCCCAGUUUCUAGCCUGAUGCCUUAACCAAUACACCUAACUGGUUCUUGGUGAAAUGAUACAUUUCUCCAUUGUUGUUCUUGUUGUUAAUUGCAAAGUCGUGUCUGACCCAUCGCGACCCCAUGGACAACGUUCUUCCAGGUCUUCCUGUCCUCUACUAUCUUCUGGAGUCCAUUUAAGUUCACACC
Messenger RNA from Crotalus tigris (Tiger rattlesnake), 3829 nucleotides. RefSeq names its product olfactory receptor 477-like. Gene Ontology annotation, cellular component: membrane. Lineage: Eukaryota; Metazoa; Chordata; Lepidosauria; Squamata; Viperidae. Gene Ontology annotation, biological process: G protein-coupled receptor signaling pathway. Bases 2036 to 3067 code for a protein of 343 amino acids. Gene Ontology annotation, molecular function: G protein-coupled receptor activity; olfactory receptor activity. The transcript is spliced from 2 exons. The record is from RefSeq and is a predicted model, not a curated record.